Messenger RNA from Cynara cardunculus var. scolymus (artichoke), 752 nucleotides. RefSeq names its product copper transporter 1-like. Gene Ontology annotation, biological process: copper ion transmembrane transport; intracellular copper ion homeostasis. Bases 98 to 544 code for a protein of 148 amino acids. The transcript has a single exon. Gene Ontology annotation, cellular component: plasma membrane. The record is from RefSeq and is a predicted model, not a curated record. Lineage: Eukaryota; Viridiplantae; Streptophyta; Magnoliopsida; Asterales; Asteraceae. Gene Ontology annotation, molecular function: copper ion transmembrane transporter activity.
AAAACAGAUAUAGAGAAUAAACAACGUUCCCCAAGUUCCGCUCGAUGUGCAUCCACUCCCGAAGAAAAUAAACGACGACGGAUCAAAGGGGAUCACAAUGAACGACAACGGAACGAUGGGAGGAAUGCCACCAUCAGCACCAAUGCCGAUGAACGAUGACGGCUCAAUGGGAAUGGAUGAUAUGAUGCCGAUGAUGCAAAUGACUUUUUAUUGGGGGAAAGAUGCUUCGAUUCUGUUUUACGGUUGGCCCGGAAACAGCACGGGGAUGUACAUUCUAGCGCUGCUUUUUGUGUUCUUUCUUGCUCUGAUUGUCGAAGCGCUGACUCAUCAUAACCUUACACCAACCAAAUCCAACCAUAUAAUGCGAACCGUGUUACACACGUUAAGGGUGGUGUUUUCGUAUUCGGUGAUGUUGGCGGUGAUGUCGUUUAAUGUUGGUGUGUUAUUGGUGGCGGUACUAGGGCAUGCCAUCGGGUUCUUUUUGUUUCGGGUACUCAAAAAAGCCUGCGAGAAGGAUUUGGAUAUGCCUCCGAUGGCAUGUUAACUCUAUAUCCGGAUUCCAGACCCUUGUUGGUUGUUUAGUUUAUUGGAUUUUCCUAAUCGUAUAAUUAUGUAACUUCUCAUGUUUUGUCUUACCUGGAAAAGAAUGUCGAGCAUUCCUUUUCUAAAAUGCACUCAAAUAGAUGCAUUUGUUGGGCAAGUUCGAAUGUGAAAUUACUUUUUUAUCCACUCGUACCUAACAUCCAUUUAUU